Molecule: messenger RNA, 2195 nt
Organism: Diospyros lotus (date-plum)
Lineage: Eukaryota; Viridiplantae; Streptophyta; Magnoliopsida; Ericales; Ebenaceae
Product: protein VASCULAR ASSOCIATED DEATH 1, chloroplastic
Exons: 18
Coding region: 81-1985 (634 amino acids)
Biological process (GO): negative regulation of programmed cell death
Source: RefSeq, a predicted model, not a curated record
AGCAAUUGAAACAGUGCUGGCCCGCUCCACCGCCUGGCUCUCGCACCUCUCUCUCUCUGUCUCUCUCCCUCUCUCUCCGAAUGGUAGUUGAAUCGGCGAACGCAGCGAGAAACGGAAGUCCACAAUCAAUGGAUGCACCAUCGCAGCCGGCCCGAGUAUCCGACGCCGCCUCCGAGGUUUCAUCCUCCGGCGGCCUCUCAUCAUCCGCCGCCGAUCCGUCCAGUUCUUUGACCAGAGACCUUUUAAUUCAGGCUCAGGCAGAUCAUAGGAGUGAGGAGUACCGGCAACUGUUUCGUCUUCCACCUGAGGAAGUCCUUGUUCAAGAUUUCAAUUGUGCACUGCAAGAGAGUUUUCUUCUGCAGGGUCACAUGUACGUGUUUGGCCAUUUCAUUUGCUUUUACUCUAAUCUCUUUGGAUUUGAGACAAAGAAAGUAAUCCAUUUUCAUGAAGUCACAGCUGUAAGAAGAGCAAAGGCGGCGGGAAUAUUCCCAACUGCCAUAGAAAUUAUGGCUGGAGGGAAGAAGGUUUACUUUUUUACAUCUUUCCUAUCCCGUGAUGAAGCUUUUAAGCUCAUUGAAGAUGGUUGGUUGCAAAUUGGUAAUAGGGCUAAUGCAGUCUCAGAUUUGCAGGCAGAUUUGACUACCGAAGAGUAUGCAGAUAUUGCAACUGAAAAUGGGAAGAGCUUUAAACACACAGCAGAUGAUUCUGAUUCCAGUGAAAGGACUAAGGACAUUCCUUCACUGGAAGAUUCUAAACCUUCACAGGAAGCUGAAGAUGGUAUUGUAACAUUGUCAGGGGUGCAAGAUACUGUCAAAGACAGUGCAGAAGCUUCUGACUCAUCAUCUUCUGGAAAAGUACCAGCAUGGGUUGAAGAGAAUUCCGAUGCUCCUAAAGUACCUGACUACUUCACGAAGGUGGCAGAAUCAAAGUUUCCGAUUAAGGUAGAGGAUUUUUUUAAUCUCUUUUUUUCAGACAAUGCUGUUGAUUUUGUUGAAUCCUUUCGUAGAAAAUGUGGAGACAAAGAUUUCAAAUGCAGCUUAUGGUAUCAGCAUGAUAGAUUUGGUCAUGCUCGUGAUGUGACAUUCCAGCAUCCAAUUAAAAUCUAUCUUGGAGCAAAAUUUGGCAGCUGCCAGGAGGUUCAGAAAUUUCGAGUUUAUAGAAACAGUAAUUUGGUUGUUGAAACAUCUCAAGAAGUUAGUGAUGUACCUUAUGGAGAUUACUUCAAAGUUGAGGGCCGUUGGGAUGUUCAGAGAGAUGGUGAUGACUCAAAAGAUGGCUGCAUGUUGAGGGUAUAUAUUAAUGUGGCAUUUUCCAAGAACACCAUGUGGAAAGGGAAGAUAGUGCAGAAUACAGUUGAAGAAUGUCGAGAUGCUUAUGCAGUUUGGAUUAAAACCGCACAUGAAUUGUUGAAGCAAAAGAAUCUUGAAAAACAAGUAGGCCCAUCAGAUGAUUUGAGGAUUGUUCAAGUUGGUGAAGCAAGGCAGGCUAAAAUUGUGGAACCUUUGGGAGGUUCAAUGGCAGCGAGUGACUUAAGGGUGUCAGAGACAUUGCCAAAUUCUAGUGAAGCUAGUGGACUAGUUAGUGAUCCCCCUAUGGAAGAGAACUCAAGUGGUGUCAUUUCACUUGCAUCCUCAUUUAGAGAUUAUAUGGCGAAUUUCUAUUCAUCACUGAAAUCUCAAAGCCAAGUUCCACUACUUAUAGUGAUCGCCUUUGCUGUGAUUCUCCUUUUGAUGCAGCUGAGCAUAGUCGUCCUACUAGCUAGACCACAAAAAAUCCAAUUAAUUUCUCAAGCAGAUUACAUGGGCACGGUAUACAGUUCAAGUGAAAGAGUGCCCGGAAUGAUGGAUUUUCUGGAGAAGCGGAUUCAUCAUCUCAAGGAUGAGAUGGUCACGAUAGAGAAGCUGCUUCAAAAGAUGCAGCAGGAGCAUGCAUUCUUGAAUGCACAAUUGAAAGAUCUAGAGCACUUCAGAAGGCAGAGGAGUUGAUACCUAAUUGUACAUGCAAAUCUUCCCUGCUUGGAAAAAAGAUGAAGUAUGUAAUCAUUCAUUUGAUUUUGGGGUGAACAUAUGCUUUUGCUUUUGCAAGUUUCUUGUGUUUUUUAGGUUUUGCAACCUUACUUUCUACGUUUCUUAGUUCAAUUGUAAAUCUGAAGAUUACAUACCAAUAAAAGGCUGCAUAUUGGUUGCGGAUGUAAA